Messenger RNA from Lotus japonicus, 1702 nucleotides. Its product is annotated as protein RGF1 INDUCIBLE TRANSCRIPTION FACTOR 1. The record is from RefSeq and is a predicted model, not a curated record. The transcript has 4 exons. The coding region runs from base 581 to 1381 and encodes 266 amino acids. NCBI's taxonomy places the organism in Eukaryota, Viridiplantae, Streptophyta, Magnoliopsida, Fabales, Fabaceae.
UAAAGGUGGAAGGAAGCAAGGACAUUUGGUCAAAUGUGAGAAUGGGUGGGAGAGAGAGGUUAAUAAAUGAAGAUGUCAUAGUGGAGUGCUCAGACAGAGUGACUGAGGGGAAAAAUUGUUAGUAUGCACAGACAGUACACAUUGGUGGGCUGUCUUCCCGCCAUUAAAACCACUCUGCUCUUUCCACCACACCACUCAUUUCACUCUCUCUCUUUCUUUCUCUCUCCCCCCUGCACCUGGAGGAUAGAUCGAGGAAAUCAAAUAUUAUAUUAAUUAACUAAUUCAUUUUUUUCUCUUCAUUCAUUUUCCUCUUCUAUAAAUAGCCAAUAUAAUAGAAAGCUGCUGUGGUGUUUCACUAGGGUUAACUUCUCAGUCCUCAUCAGUCAUCACCCCCCAAAAAAAUUGAGAGAAAAAAGAAAUAAACAUCAAUUCAAUUUCACAAAAGCAAGUACUCCAAGUAGCAAUCAAGCAUCACCAAAUUAAAGCCUCUUCAACUCAUAAAUAGAGUGAAUAUAUAAGUAGAAGUUAGGUGAGUUAGAGGGAAGGAAAAGAAGAGAAAUUGAAGGGAAAUUGGAGAGAAAUGGUUAGAGACAUGAUGGGAACAUACUCAUCAUCAGGAAAUUCAAGAAGAGGUUAUGGUGGUGGGGGAGAGGGAGACAUAGAAGACAUGAAUAUGAAUAUGAAUAUGAAUAUGAAUAUUGAUGAUGAGAAACCUGCAUGGCUAGAGAGGCUGAUGGCUGAGACAUUCUUUGGUGCUUGUGGGGUCCACCACAACCGCAGGAAGAACGAGAAGAACAUCUUUUGCUUACACUGUUGCCUCAGCAUCUGCCCUCACUGCCUCCCUUCUCACCGCUCUCACCCUCUCCUCCAGGUGCGAAGGUAUGUUUACCACGAUGUGAUUCGAUUGGAUGAUCUCGAAAAGCUUAUUGAUUGCUCAAAUAUUCAGCCGUAUACUAUUAACAGUGCGAAAGUGAUAUUCGUAAAUCAAAGGCCACAGUCAAGGUCAUGCAAAGGUAGCCCCAAUGCUUGCUUCACUUGUGACAGGAUUCUUCAGGACCCAUUUCAUUUCUGUUCUCUUUCAUGCAAGGUGGAUUACAUGGUGUCCGUGGGACAAAGCUUGGCCAGCAUUUUACAUCGAUUUGAUGAAUCUGACUUUACAAUUUCGCAGUUCGAGGGUCUUCGAGUCGAUGGCUCAGAGGUAAUUGAUGAAGAUACCCACUUUGCCCCUAGUUGCUCUUAUUCCAACAACGAAGCCACAAGCAAUUCGGUAAUUUCACGAGAACCCCACAAGAAGGCCAAGGCCAAUAGGUUCCUCCCUGGGAUCGUCCUCUCUCUUGGCAGCAGAAGAAAAGGUGCACCUCAUAGGGCCCCUCUCUCCUAAAAUGAGAAUCAACAUUAUCAUAAUCAUAAUUAAAAUAAUAAAAAAUGGUAAAUUUUAAUUAAUAAUAUAUUAUCAUCAAUUAGUAUAAAUUAAGUUGUUAUGGCCAAAUAAGAUUGAGUUUUAUUUAAUCUUUAUAUGUUUUUAAGGAUUUUAAUUAAGAGCUGUUAUAUUAUGGUAUGUGCAUGCACAGCUAUGAUCUUCCAUUGGUGAAACCACCAAUUUUGUAUGAGAUGCUAUAUAUGGGAAUUUGGCGUAUGUAAUUGUGUAUUAGAUAUGUUGUUGUAUGAAUAGAAAGUACAAUUUGUACCUUCUUUUUAAUUA